AAAAUAUCUCGUCUCUCUCCCUCCUCCCUUCUCAUCCGACUCCUCUUCUCCAUGCCGCCGUCGCCUCCUCCUCUUCCCCGUCCCUCACGGCCUCCUCGCCCCCUCCGCCUUCAGCACCUCUUCCUCCCCUUCCUCUCCUCCUUCCCUCCCUCCGGUUCCAGGCAUGGAGGGAUGAACCCGGAGAGCUGCAGCCGGUGGAUGCCGUGACGGACGGGGAGGCGUUGGCGAAGGGGAGUUUCGGUCAAGUGGAAUCUGAUGGAUUGCAGGGCGAGGAGCAGGGAGUAGCCUGGCGUAGAUACAGAAUAUCGGCCUCUCCCCACGACCCACCUCUCCCACCAGAGCACAACUAGUCAUCUAGGGUUUGGAUGGGUCUGGGUUCCUACAACGAUGGCAGUAGAGGCGACAAAGACCACUUUGCAUCCUCGCCGAACUGUGUUACUGAACUGAAAGAAAAGGAAAACACUCGACGAUCUGGCUCUGUCUCAGGUAUAUGCUCCCUCGCCCGCAAGAUCCGCUCUCUCCCAUCUACGCAUCACGGCAGCACUUCAGCUCCUCUUAUGGAUUCUCACCAGAUCAGGCCACCUCACUCACCUUCAGUUGUCAGAACCUCACCGGCAGAUCCCUCAGCUAUCAGGGAAAGCAGCCAUCAGCGGAGAUUGAGGGUGCCUCUCCGGCGAGAGUGCUCGUGUCGUGGUGGUUUCCCACCAGCGGCAUGGGGGAGGCGGUGUCCUCUGCAGCUAGGUCUACUUGCUGGCGACCUCACCGUCACCAGACCAUCUGCAGAUGGUCUGAAAACCAAGAUAUGCCACAGAUAAUAACUAUACGGGCUGCUCCAGAUGGACUAAGAAUGGAACCAUAUCCUAGGCCUACAUGCAAAUAUUGUACAGCAAUGAAUAUCUUCACUUAUUUAUACUUAAUCAGUUGUGUAAUAAUAAGCGUGAUAUUAGCUUUCGUACCCAUCUUCAUGGUUGAAAUACUUUUCUGCAAUCUGUGACACAUUUGCUUCAGUUUCCAUAUGUCUUGCUUCAUGCUAUCAACAUUGUUAAUCAUUUAUCUUUAUCUUUCUUUCCCUUUACAACCUACUUGAAUGGAUAUGGUU
This is a messenger RNA of Aegilops tauschii subsp. strangulata, 1099 nucleotides long. RefSeq lists its product as uncharacterized. The record is from RefSeq and is a predicted model, not a curated record. Lineage: Eukaryota; Viridiplantae; Streptophyta; Magnoliopsida; Poales; Poaceae.